This is a messenger RNA of Paramecium pentaurelia, 2142 nucleotides long. NCBI's taxonomy places the organism in Eukaryota, Ciliophora, Oligohymenophorea, Peniculida, Parameciidae. The record is from the annotation of a GenBank genome assembly.
AUGGAAUUUUAUGAAAUAGUCAAAUCAAUUGGCUCUGGAUCAUUUGGUUAAGUGUAUUUGGCUAGAAAUAAAAGAGAAGAUCGUCUUUAUGUUAUUAAACGUAUCAAAAUAAGAGACAUGAGUUAGAAGGAUCGUGAAAAUACUGAAAAUGAAGUUAGAUUAUUAUAAAAGUUGAGACAUCCAAAUAUUGUAGCCUAUAAAGAUUCAUAUUUAGAUAGAGAAUAAUAUUUAAAUAUUGUAAUGAUUCAUUGUGAAGGUGGAGAUAUUUAUUAAAAGAUUCGAAAUAAGAAAAGUUUUCCUGAAUCUUAAAUUUUAGAUUGGUUUGCAUAAAUGACAUUGGCUUUAUGUUAUUUACAUGAACAAAAGAUUUUACAUAGAGAUAUGAAAACAUAAAAUAUAUUUCUUAAAAAUGGUAGAGUUAGAUUAGGUGAUUUUGGAAUUGCAAAAGUACUUGAUUCUACUCGUGAUUUGGCUAAUACUUGUAUUGGAACUCCAUAUUAUAUGAGUCCAGAAUUAUUUAAAUAUAAACCAUAUUCAUAUAAGAGUGAUGUAUGGGCACUUGGAUGUUGUCUAUAUGAAAUGUGUAAUCUGAGACAUGCUUUUGAUGCAUAAUCAAUGAAUGGAUUGGCAUUGAAAAUUUUAAAAGGUUCUUAUUCAUCCAUCAGUCCAACUUAUUCUAAAGCAUUAAGAGAUCUCAUAAAUAAGAUGCUUAAUACUAAUCCUAAGGCUAGACCUACUAUAUAGGAGAUAGUUCAUAAACCAAUUAUAAAAUUAAGGAUUAUUUAUUACAUGCUUGAAGUUUUUAGUGGUAUUUUUUAUAAUCAAUCCUCUUAGAACCAUAAUCAGCUGAUUUAGAUGAUAUGUAUGUGGAUACAUUAUAUGAAUAGGCUGAAUAAAUUGGAGUCUUACCACUUAUUUAACAUUAUCAAAAAUAAAUUGCAUAAGGUGCAACAAUAGCAGAUAUAAAAAAUGAAUUAGAAAAAGGAGGAAGAGCAGAAUAAAGAAUGUUAAUUUAAAUAUAAGAAUAAGAAGCAUUAAAAUUAAAAUAAUUAAAAAAAGAAUAAAUAGAAAAAAAAAAAUUAGAAGAAGAAAUUAAAAGAUUAGAAUAAAAGAAAUAAUAAAAAGUACCUAUACAAAAUACAAAAUAAAGUGAAACUUAUUCAAAUUCUAAAGCUACAACAGAAAUCAUAACAAAUAAAUCAGAAAAUACAUAAAAAACAGAUACUCAAUAAAGACCAGAUUAUCAUAGAGUUAAUUAGAGAAAGGUUUCUUUGGAAAGAGAUAGAAGACCUAAUGAAAUAAGAUAGAAAUAAAAAGAAAGAAGUUUAUCACUUGAAAAAGAUAGAUUGAGAGAUGAUAGUACAAUUAGUGCUAAAGAAAGGGUGAUUUAGAAGAAACAAAAAAGAGAUGAAGAAAAAAUUAUAUAAGAAGAAAAGGAAAGAUAAUAAAUAUAUAAAGAAAGUUAUUAAAAUAGAAAAAUAGCUUAAGAAAGAAAAUAAGCAUAGUAUCGUUAAUCAAAGGAUAGUUCAUUAAAAGUUCAAGAAGAAUAUUAUGAUUCUGAAGAUAGUGAUGGAGUUAAUGCUAUUUAGGAAAUUGAAAAUGAAGAAGAGUAUGAAGAGGAAGGUGAUGUUGAUUAAAAGCUUGAUUUAAUGAAAACUAAAUUAAAAGAUAAAACUUUGAAAAUAUAAGAAAUUAGUUAGUCUCUUUAACAAAAUAGAUAAGUGUAAAAUAUGUAAAUCAAAGCUUUAGAAAGUAAGAAUAUUAUUAUUAGUGUAGCUGGAUAAGUCAUUCCAUUAGUUGAAGAGGAAUUAGAGAAUGAAGAUUUGGAUGAAGAAGAUUAAGGAGAUAAUGAUGGAAUUGAUUAGGAUGAAAUAAAACCAAUUAAUUCUAUUGUUGCUCGAAUUUAAGAUAGAAUUAAACUAUUAAAACAUAGAUGUGAAGGUGGAUUAGGUAACAAUCUUGUUGAAAAGGCAUUGUAAUUAAUGAAAUCUAAAUGUAAUAAUUUAUAUAUAUAUAUUUUUAGAAUUUUCUACUUAAGAUUUAAGAAAACAAUUAAUGUAGUUAUUAGGAGAAGAAAACAUUGGCUAUUGGUAACUCUUUGAUUAAAUUUUAUAUAUGGAGGAACUCCUCACAAAAUAUUGA